CAGGUGGUCCCUCCCUCUCUCCAGGUGGUCCUAACCUCUCUCCAGGUGGUCCCUCCCUCUCUCCAGGUGGUCCCUCCCUCUCUCCAGGUGGUCCUAACCUCUCUCCAGGUGGUCCUAACCUCUCUCCAGGUGGUCCUAACCUCUCUCCAGGUGGUCCUAACCUCUCUCCAGGUGGUCCUAACCUCUCUCCAGGUGGUCCUAACCUUUGAUGUAUGUUCCCUCCCUCCCUCUCUCCAGGUGGUCCUAUGGGGUGCUGCUCUGGGAGAUCUUCACCCUGGGGGGGUCCCCGUACCCCGGCAUCCCUGUCGAGGAGCUGUUCAAACUGCUGAAUGAGGGCCACCGCAUGGACAAGCCUGCUAACUGCACACAUGAACUGUACGUCAUGUUUAUACACUAUCAUAUAGACAUGGAUCAUGAGGGAGUGUUGUAUUGUAACUGUUGUGUCUCUGUAGGUAUAUGAUCAUGAGGGAGUGUUGUAUUGUAACUGUUGUGUCUCUGUAGGUAUAUGAUCAUGAGGGAGUGUUGUAUUGUAACUGUUGUGUCUCUGUAGGUAUAUGAUCAUGAGGGAGUGUUGUAUUGUAACUGUUGUGUCUCUGUAGGUAUAUGAUCAUGAGGGAGUGUUGUAUUGUAACUGUUGUGUCUCUGUAGGUAUAUGAUCAUGAGGGAGUGUUGUAUUGUAACUGUUGUGCCUCUGUAGGUAUAUGAUCAUGAGGGAGUGUUGUAUUGUAACUGUUGUGUCUCUGUAGGUAUAUGAUCAUGAGGGAGUGUUGUAUUGUAACUGUUGUGUCUCUGUAGGUAUAUGAUCAUGAGGGAGUGUUGUAUUGUAACUGUUGUGUCUCUGUAGGUAUAUGAUCAUGAGGGAGUGUUGUAUUGUAACUGUUGUGUCUCUGUAGGUAUAUGAUCAUGAGGGAGUGUUGUAUUGUAACUGUUGUGUCUCUGUAGGUAUAUGAUCAUGAGGGAGUGCUGGCACGCUGUUCCAUCCCAGAGGCCUACCUUCAGGCAGCUGGUGGAAGACCAUGACAGGGUUCUAUCCAUGACCUCCACGGACGUAAGUCACAACUAUUACUGUAACUCUAACCCCAGAUUACUGUAACCCUAACCCCAGAUUACUGUAACCCUAACCCCAGAUUACUCUAACCCUAACCCCAGAUUACUGUAACUCUAACCCCAGAUUACUGUAACCCUAACCCCAGAUUACUGUAACCCUAACCCCAGAUUACUCUAACCCUAACCCCAGAUUACUCUAACCCUAACCCCAGAUUACUCUAACCCUAACCCCAGAUUACGCUAACCCUAACCCCAGAUUACUGUAACCCUAACCCCAGAUUACUGUAACCCUAACCCCAGAUUACUGUAACCCUAACAACCAGAUUACUGUAACUCUAACCCCAGAUUACUGUAACCCUAACCCCAGAUUACUGUAACCCUAACCCCAGAUUACUGUAACUCCAACCCCAGAUUACUGUAACCCUAACCCCAGAUUACUCUAACCCUAACCCCAGAUUACUGCAACCCUAACCCCAGAUUACUGUAACUCUAACCCCAGAUUACUGUAACCCUAACCCCAGAUUACUCUAACCCUAACCCCAGAUUACUGUAACCCUAACCCCAGAUUACUGUAACUCUAACCCCAGAUUACUGUAACCCUAACCCCAGAUUACUCUAACCCUAACCCCAGAUUACUGCAACUCUAACCCCAGAUUACUGUAACCCUAACCCCAGAUUACUCUAACCCUAACCCCAGAUUACUGUAACCCUAACCCCAGAUUACUGUAACUCUAACCCCAGAUUACUGUAACCCUAACCCCAGAUUACUGUAACCCUAACCCCAGAUUACUCUAACCCUAACCCCAGAUUACUCUAACCCUAACCCCAGAUUACUGUAACCCUAACCCCAGAUUACUGUAACCCUAACCCCAGAUUACUGUAACCCUAACCCCAGAUUACUGUAACCCUAACCCCAGAUUACUGUGAUUCUACCCCCAAGCCAUAAGACUCCUGAACAGCUAAUCAUUGCUACCCGGACUAUUUGCAGAUAACCCUCUUGAACCCCAGUGUCCAAAUAACCCUCUUGAACCCCAGUGUCCAAAUAACCCUCUUGAACCCCAGUGUCCAAAUAACCCUCUUGAACCCCAGUGUCCAAAUAACCCUCUUGAACCCCAGUGUCCAAAUAACCCUCUUUGACCCCAGUGUCCAAAUAACCCUCUUUGACCCCAGUGUCCAAAUAACCCUCUUUGACCCCAGUGUCCAAAUAACCCUCUUUGACCCCAGUGUCCAAAUAACCCUCUUUGACCCCAGUGUCCAAAUAACCCUCUUUGACCCCAGUGUCCAAAUAACCCUCUUUGACCCCAGUGGGUAAUUAACCAUCUUGGACCCCAGUGGGUAAUUAACCAUCUUGGACCUCUCUGUUCUAAUGCUGUGUGUUGUGUUGGUUCCUUCAGGAGUACCUGGACCUGUCUGUUCUAAUGCUGUGUGUUGUGUUACUACAGGAGUAUCUGGACCUGUCUGUUCUAAUGCUGUGUGUUGUGUUACUACAGGAAUACCUGGACCUGUCUGUUCUAAUGCUGUGUGUUGUGUUGGUUCCUUCAGGAGUACCUGGACCUGUCUGUUCUAACACUGUGUGUUGUGUUACUACAGGAGUAUCUGGACCUGUCUGUUCUAAUGCUGUGUGUUGUGUUACUACAGGAAUACCUGGACCUGUCUGUUCUAAUGCUGUGUGUUGUGUUGGUUCCUUCAGGAGUACCUGGACCUGUCUGUUCUAAUGCUGUGUGUUGUGUUACUACAGGAAUACCUGGACCUGUCUGUCCUAAUGCUGUGUGUUGUGUUGGUUCCUUCAGGAGUACCUGGACCUGUCUGUUCUAAUGCUGUGUGUUGUGUUGGUUCCUUCAGGAGUACCUGGACCUGUCUGUUCUAAUGCUGUGUGUUGUGUUGGUUCCUUCAGGAGUACCUGGACCUGUCUGUUCUAAUGCUGUGUGUUGUGUUACUACAGGAGUACCUGGACCUGUCUGUUCUAAUGCUGUGUGUUGUGUUACUACAGGAGUACCUGGACCUGUCUGUUCUAAUGCUGUGUGUUGUGUUGGUUCCUUCAGGAAUACCUGGACCUGUCUGUUCUAAUGCUGUGUGUUGGUUCCUUCAGGAGUACCUGGACCUGUCUGUUCUAAUGCUGUGUGUUGUGUUACUACAGGAGUACCUGGACCUGUCUGUUCUAACACUGUGUGUUGUGUUACUACAGGAGUACCUGGACCUGUCUGUUCUAAUGCUGUGUGUUGUGUUACUACAGGAGUACCUGGACCUGUCUGUUCUAAUGCUGUGUGUUGUGUUACUACAGGAAUACCUGGACCUGUCUGUUCUAAUGCUGUGUGUUGUGUUGGUUCCUUCAGGAGUACCUGGACCUGUCUGUUCUAAUGCUGUGUGUUGUGUUACUACAGGAGUACCUGGACCUGUCUGUUCUAAUGCUGUGUGUUGUGUUACUACAGGAAUACCUGGACCUGUCUGUUCUAACACUGUGUGUUGUGUUACUACAGGAGUACCUGGACCUGUCUGUUCUAAUGCUGUGUGUUGUGUUGGUUCCUUCAGGAGUACCUGGACCUGUCUGUUCUAACACUGUGUGUUGUGUUACUACAGGAAUACCUGGACCUCUCUGUUCUAAUGCUGUGUGUUGUGUUGGUUCCUUCAGGAGUACCUGGACCUGUCUGUUCUAAUGCUGUGUGUUGUGUUGGUUCCUUCAGGAGUACCUGGACCUGUCUGUUCUAAUGCUGUGUGUUGUGUUGGUUCCUUCAGGAAUACCUGGACCUGUCUGUUCUAAUGCUGUGUGUUGUGUUACUACAGGAGUACCUGGACCUGUCUGUUCUAAUGCUGUGUGUUGUGUUACUACAGGAAUACCUGGACCUCUCUGUUCUAAUGCUGUGUGUUGUGUUGGUUCCUUCAGGAAUACCUGGACCUGUCUGUUCUAAUGCUGUGUGUUGUGUUACUACAGGAGUACCUGGACCUGUCUGUUCUAAUGCUGUGUGUUGUGUUACUACAGGAGUACCUGGACCUGUCUGUUCUAAUGCUGUGUGUUGUGUUACUACAGGAGUACCUGGACCUGUCUGUUCUAAUGCUGUGUGUUGUGUUGGUUCCUUCAGGAGUACCUGGACCUGUCUGUUCUAACACUGUGUGUUGUGUUACUUCAGGAAUACCUGGACCUGUCUGUUCUAAUGCUGUGUGUUGGUUCCUUCAGGAAUACCUGGACCUGUCUGUUCUAAUGCUGUGUGUUGUGUUGGUUCCUUCAGGAGUACCUGGACCUGUCUGUUCUAAUGCUGUGUGUUGUGUUACUACAGGAGUACCUGGACCUGUCUGUUCUAAUGCUGUGUGUUGUGUUACUACAGGAGUACCUGGACCUGUCUGUUCUAACACUGUGUGUUGUGUUGGUUCCUUCAGGAAUACCUGGACCUGUCUGUUCUAAUGCUGUGUGUUGUGUUGGUUCCUUCAGGAGUACCUGGACCUGUCUGUUCUAAUGCUGUGUGUUGUGUUGGUUCCUUCAGGAAUACCUGGACCUGUCUGUUCUAAUGCUGUGUGUUGUGUUACUACAGGAGUAUCUGGACCUGUCUGUUCUAACACUGUGUGUUGUGUUACUACAGGAAUACCUGGACCUGUCUGUUCUAAUGCUGUGUGUUGUGUUGGUUCCUUCAGGAGUACCUGGACCUGUCUGUUCUAAUGCUGUGUGUUGUGUUACUACAGGAGUAUCUGGACCUGUCUGUUCUAAUGCUGUGUGUUGUGUUACUACAGGAAUACCUGGACCUGUCUGUUCUAAUGCUGUGUGUUGUGUUACUACAGGAGUACCUGGACCUGUCUGUUCUAAUGCUGUGUGUUGUGUUGGUUCCUUCAGGAGUACCUGGACCUGUCUGUUCUAAUGCUGUGUGUUGUGUUGGUUCCUUCAGGAGUACCUGGACCUGUCUGUUCUAAUGCUGUGUGUUGUGUUGGUUCCUUCAGGAAUACCUGGACCUGUCUGUUCUAACACUGUGUGUUGUGUUGGUUCCUUCAGGAAUACCUGGACCUGUCUGUUCUAAUGCUGUGUGUUGUGUUACUACAGGAGUACCUGGACCUGUCUGUUCUAACACUGUGUGUUGUGUUACUACAGGAGUACCUGGACCUGUCUGUUCUAAUGCUGUGUGUUGUGUUACUACAGGAGUACCUGGACCUGUCUGUUCUAAUGCUGUGUGUUGUGUUACUACAGGAAUACCUGGACCUGUCUGUUCUAAUGCUGUGUGUUGUGUUGGUUCCUUCAGGAGUACCUGGACCUGUCUGUUCUAACACUGUGUGUUGUGUUACUACAGGAGUACCUGGACCUGUCUGUUCUAAUGCUGUGUGUUGUGUUGGUUCCUUCAGGAGUACCUGGACCUGUCUGUUCUAAUGCUGUGUGUUGUGUUACUACAGGAGUACCUGGACCUGUCUGUUCUAACACUGUGUGUUGUGUUACUACAGGAGUACCUGGACCUGUCUGUUCUAAUGCUGUGUGUUGUGUUGGUUCCUUCAGGAGUACCUGGACCUGUCUGUUCUAAUGCUGUGUGUUGUGUUACUACAGGAGUACCUGGACCUGUCUGUUCUAACACUGUGUGUUGUGUUGGUUCCUUCAGGAAUACCUGGACCUGUCUGUUCUAAUGCUGUGUGUUGUGUUGGUUCCUUCAGGAGUACCUGGACCUGUCUGUUCUAAUGCUGUGUGUUGUGUUGGUUCCUUCAGGAGUACCUGGACCUGUCUGUUCUAAUGCUGUGUGUUGUGUUGGUUCCUUUAGGAGUACCUGGACCUGUCUGUCCCGUUUGAGCAGUACUCUCCAACCUGCCAGGACUCCAGCAGCACCUGUUCCUCAGGAGACGACUCAGUGUUCGCCCACGACCCCCUCCCAGACGAACCCUGCUUCCCCAAACUGAUCCAGGGAAACGAACCAUGUCUCCCAAACCCUGUCAAACUGCUGCAGACCAAUGGGGUGAUCAGGACAUAGAUCUUUGAACCUCCACCAGAUAUGGAAACAGAACAGUGCAUGCACUACUGCAGACCAAUGGGGUGAUCAGGACAUAGAUCUUUGAACCUCCACCAGAUAUGGAAACAGAACAGGGCAUGCACUA
Coregonus sp. 'balchen' is the source of this 6102-nucleotide messenger RNA. NCBI's taxonomy places the organism in Eukaryota, Metazoa, Chordata, Actinopteri, Salmoniformes, Salmonidae. The record is from the annotation of a GenBank genome assembly.